AUGGAAUUGUCAGAGGCUUUCGUGGCACAGGCCACUGCGCGCGCAGCGGCCGCACACCAUGCUCCUCAGACCACUGGUAACACCGCCCUGCCAAGACACAGCGGGGCAAGCCUAAGUGCGGCGGCAGCAGUGGCAACGGUCGGGGUUCUGUCCAGUGCCCGGCGUCAUCGUCCAAAGCUGUUGAAACGGCGGUUGGCGAAGGUGACGAAGGCCGCUGUGCCUCCCGAAAGCAUCGACCUGCUACACCCACAUGUGUGGAGCGGCUUGGAAGAGCAAAGCACUCAACUGCUGCAGCACUUCACACAGGGUUUGCAGGCAGGAGACAGUCCACCCAAUGCGGAAGGAGUUGCUGCCGCCGUACAGCAGCUCACUGAGAUCUUCUCUGAAGCAGCAGGUCGCCUAGCCCAUGAGAUCGUGCCUCCAGCCUAUGCAGCUGAUGCAAAGCCCAUUGAACUGGACCCGAACGUGACGUAUCUCUACGGGGCAGAUGGCGCUGUCCUCGUGGACCCAAUGAACAACAAGCCUCUUCCUGAUGACUGGUGGAACGGCUUCAUCGGCUUCCAAGCCGGUCUCAUCAAGCAAAUUGACCAGGCCUUGAGGGACAACGGCGUGGAGCAAGCCUUCGGGUGGACCAUCGUCGCCUACACCGCUUUCAUUAAGCUCCUCUUCUUCCCACUGCAGCAGGGCCAGCUGAAGAGCACGUCCAUGAUGCAGCUGCUGAGCCCGAAGGUCAAGGAGAUCCAGGAAAAAUACAAGGACGACCCGGACACACAACAGCGACUCCUCGGACAGCUCUAUGGUGUCAUGGACGUCAACCCGUUGGGAGGAUGCCUUCCGGUAUUUCUGCAGCUACCCAUCUUCUGGAGUCUCUACGGCGUUUGGCGCCGCCUUGCCGCCGAAAAAUUCCCGCACUACACUGAGGGCUGGCUCUGGGUGCCGUCUCUGGCACAGCCGAAUCCGGACUUCCAGUUCAAGUAUGACUGGCUGCUGCAGUUCGAAGAUGGUAAGCCAGCUAUGGGAUGGGAGAACUACCUCUCGUACCUGGUAUUUCCCGUCUUGCUGGUUGGCUUCACGGUCUUUCAGCAACAGCAGGCUCAAGCCGCUCGCCCAAAGACUGGCAACGAGGAGGAUCCCCAGAACCUGGUGCUGCAGGUGCUGCCAUGGAUCUCUGUUUACUUCAUCGGCAGCUUGUCCCUGCAGCUUCCGCAGGCCGUGUCCGUGUACUACUCCAUGAACACCGCCUUGUCAGUGCUGCAGACCGCCGUCGUGAAGUACGGAUUGCGGCAGGAGAUCCCCGGCUAUGAGGAAUUCGAAAGGACUGGAAAGUUUCCGGACGGCACUUUCGAGAACAUGGUGAGGUCCCAAACGCCGCCACCGAAGACACUCCACGAGGCUGCGCUGAGAGGAGAGGUGAAGUUUAUAGAAGAGAUGCUGGAAGAUGAGAGCGUAGACAUCAAUAAGUGGGACGAGAAGAAGAUUUCGCCUUUGGGCUACGCCGUUGCUUGUGGCCACCUCGACGCCGUGAAGGUGCUUUUGAAGAGAGGUGCUGAUGUGACAAUGAAAGACGGUCAGGAUAAUACAAUGUUGCACUACGCCGCCGGUUAUGGCCACAUGGCUGUCCUUGAGGAGUUGCUCGAGGCGUCUGACAAGGUUUGGAAGGACAACGACUGGUGCACCUUCAGAAACAGCAAAGGCCAGAGCGUCGUCGACGCAGCGCGUGUGAACAGGAAGGGCCAGGUUGUGGACUUCCUUUGUGAGCGCCUGGGCGUCGAAGCCCCUGAAGUCAAGGCGCCAAUCGCCGUGACUGCGAGUCCGGAAGCCGGCAAAGAGUCCUCAGAAGCCGAUCGGGCCCGAGCUGCACUUCUUGCUGCUGCCGGGGGUAAGGUGCCCGCAGCACCAACCGGAGGAGCUCCACCCCAGGCCGGCGAAGCUGCCACGGCGAUGCGAGCUGCGGUAGAAAAGCUGAAGUCCAAUCCAGAGGCGGUCGAGCAAGCCCGCAAGAUGAUGGGCAAGAUUCCGCCACAGAUGUUGCAGAUGCUUUCCGGCAACAAGAUUUCAGCCGAGCAGGCACAGAAGGCAAUGGACGCGAUGUCCGAGAUGAGCACCGAGGACCUCUUGGAAAAGGCGGAUCUGGCGGCCGACAAGUUGGAGGGCCAAAAGGAAACCGUACCACCGUCCCCGGCGCCUGGUGGCGGAAAGCCAGCACGAUCCGUCGAUUGA
Symbiodinium sp. CCMP2592 is the source of this 2220-nucleotide messenger RNA. NCBI's taxonomy places the organism in Eukaryota, Dinophyceae, Suessiales, Symbiodiniaceae. The record is from the annotation of a GenBank genome assembly.